Molecule: messenger RNA, 1543 nt
Organism: Penaeus chinensis
Lineage: Eukaryota; Metazoa; Arthropoda; Malacostraca; Decapoda; Penaeidae
Product: carbohydrate sulfotransferase 10-like
Exons: 5
Coding region: 50-1183 (377 amino acids)
Biological process (GO): carbohydrate biosynthetic process
Cellular component (GO): membrane
Molecular function (GO): sulfotransferase activity
Source: RefSeq, a predicted model, not a curated record
UUAACUAUUUAUUUUUACGCAGCUUGUCAUUCUUGACGGACCUGUAACCAUGUACACAAAGUAUGCUUUCUGUAUGACAGUAAUUUUAUUGGUGAGCAUCAUGGUAUUCAGAGACAUAUAUGACCAGGGCUAUGGCCAUGCUUACCCACUCUCCUUACCUGCCUUCACACUAAACUCUAGUCUCUGGGAAAAAAUACGACCUGACGAUGCGGACACGCCUCGUGAAAAGGAAUACAAAGACACCACCUUUUCUUCCAACGUCGCAAGUGCAGAAAAAACAACAGCAGUUAGCGAUAACACACAGUGGGAUUUUGUGACUACAGCCACUACAGGUGCGGAGGAACCUUGGGAAAGAAAUGCCGAACGUAGGAUGACUCAGAGACGGAAGUCGGUUCGCGCUCGUUGUGACCAGAUUGGGAAGUAUCCAUACAGCGUUCGGGUCACAAGUCAAAGGUCGCUUUACUACUCCGCGAAGUAUGAUCUUCUGGUGUGUGUUACUGCCAAGUCCGGUGCCUCUACCUGGAAGACGCACCUCCUCCGGAUGAAAGGAGUAGAUGACCCUAUCAUACGUAAUCCUCAUGCCCUGAAGUACAGCUCGAUGAUCCACGCCCUGUCUCAGCUCGGAUAUUUCAACGUACAACGGAAACUGAAAUCACCUUUUGUCACGCGGGUCAUGACCGCCAGACACCCGCUUUCUCGUCUCGUCUCUGCAUAUCGGGACAAGUUCCGCGACGGUCAGGCUCCUCCUGGCUAUCGAUGGGGCGCUCUCAUAAGGCAGUAUUGCGGUGACUGUAAGGAUAACAACGGAAGUCUUCCAUUCCCUCAGUUCCUCAGGCUUGUGCUUGCUGAGAAGGCAGAUAAAGGCCUCAUAAACCUAAACCGUCAUUGGCGUCCGUACUCGAGCAUCUGCAGCCCGUGUGACAUCCAGUACAACUACAUCCUGAAGCAGGAAACCUUCGACGACGACCUCCGCUACGUGACCGAGCACCUCGAUCUGCAGGAGGUGGAACUCGGGACUCGAAAUAACAACAAGAGCAACAGGACGCACCUUCCCACCUACCUGGCUUACUAUGACGACGUUCCGAGCGAAGUUCUGGGGCGAAUCUUCAAACUGUACGAGACCGACUUUAGAAUCUUUGAUUACGAGAUUCCACAGUCUCUCCUGGAUAGAGUAAAAAAAUGAAACUAAAUAUUAGGGCGGGCCAAGUGGUUAUGUUACUUCGACGAAGACUGUGAAGUCAAGUAGAACAUCAUGAUACUGAAAUAAAGUUAAAAGAGUUGCAUGUAUGUUUAAUGUUAUUAAGAUAUGAUUGCUGGAUAAAUAUUUUCAGUAUCGUACUCGUACUCAGUUUGUGAUGCUUUGAUAAAAUGCUACAUUUUAUAAAAAAUGUCGCGUAUAAAGUCGCUUAUCUGUGAAUUCUUGCUGAUUAAGAAAUGUAUAUCCUUAUAUGAGAUUCUGGCUCGAUAUACGAUACAUUAUUAUUGUGCAUAAAAAAAAAAAAAAAAAAAAUCACAAUAUAAUAUAUACCUUAUCACUUAUAUC